AUGCAAAAACGCGAUGACAUUGGUAUAGAGAGGCGGUCCAGUUUCUUUUGGAGUUGUGGGAGGAGAAGCUGUAGAUGCAGACAUGGCUUUGUGUUCUCGUCACGAGAAAUAAAGGUUAAAAUACACAAUUUAACAAAUAAAUAUAGAGAUGAGAAGAAAGUUGUUGCGUCUUCAGGCGGUACCCCUCUGCGUGGGCGUACUACGAUUAAGUGCAUCAUAUCCUCGGCGGAUACAAGUAUUUUAACCUUGAAGCAGUUGUGGAAGAGAACCCUUCAAAUUGAGGCAGAGGAUGAAUGCAGCAGCUCUUAUCAAAUGCAAACACCUUCGGUGGAAUUUGCAUUGGAAUUGUCUUCACAACCUCCCAAAAAACGCAGAAAGGAUAACGAAAAUUUCCAAUAUGCAUUUUUGCAAGAAAUUCGGGCGGCCAACCAAACGAUUGCCCGAGAAAUCCAAGAACUGAAGGAAGAUAGUAGAGAAGCGCAGCAAAUUGAGAGGGAACGCAAUGGUAUUCUAGAAAAAUUUUAAAAGCCUUCAAGCAAAAUAGGUAGUGGAAUUUUCUAUCGCUACCCAAAUGAAUACAAAUUUACGAAAACCCACACCAAAAAAAAAAAACUACGGAUUUUAAAAGAAAAAUUAAAAAAAAUGUGAUAAAUGAAUUAUUUUUAUUUUAAGUUUACAGAAUACGAAUUUUA
Molecule: messenger RNA, 692 nt
Organism: Anastrepha obliqua
Lineage: Eukaryota; Metazoa; Arthropoda; Insecta; Diptera; Tephritidae
Exons: 4
Coding region: 1-525 (174 amino acids)
Source: RefSeq, a predicted model, not a curated record